AUGCAAUUUUUGCUUUUCUAUAUUCUGAUUUGUGCACCAAUUGUACGAUCUCAAACUACUGCAUGUACGAAAUGGAGUACUACAGGCGUUACUAUAGCUGGAACUGGGGUAGCUGGUAAUUCAUCCCAUCAACUUUAUACUCCACAAAGCAUUUUUAUUCACAAAUUAACAAAUACAUUAUAUGUAGCCGAUUUUAGUAAUCAACGUGUUCAGAAAUUUUCAUUGGAUGCUUCUUCCAGCGGUGAAGGUGUGACUGUAGCAUCUGGUAGUUGGUGGAUGCCAGUCGAUAUUUAUGUUGAUACAGACGACAGUAGUAACAAGCCCAUUAUUUACAUAGUAACAUUCACAUCUUAUUAUGCUGAAAAAUGGAUUGAAGGCGCAACUCAUGGUGAAAAACUUGCACAUAAAUGCCGUUCAUGUUCUAGUAUUUCAUUGGAUAAAAAUAAGAACGUUUAUUUAUCAUCUGCGUCGGAUGCUUGUGUAUAUCAAUGGUCGCCACAAACAAAUACGACCAUCGUUGUUGCUGGUCAUGAACAGCAACCGGGACUUACUGAUGGAAAUCUUGAUGAGCCACGUGGAAUUUAUGUUGAUGAAAUAAAACAAACGGUGUAUGUAGCUGAUUUGAAGAAGAAUCACGUUCAAAAAUGGAGUAUGGGCGCUAACGAAGGUCCAACUGUGGCAGGUUCGCGUGCCGGUCAGGAUGGAAGCUCUGCUGAUCUUCUCUACGAACCGAUGAACAUACAAGUGGAUGAAGUAACAAAAAUUCUCUACAUAGCUGAUAAAAGAAAUCAUCGAAUUCAACGGUGGCUUCCCGCUGCAUUAGCCGGUGAUACGCUUGUUGGAGGACGCGGUGAGGGCGAUGGCGCCGAGCAACUUCGUUAUCCAACUGAUUUGGCAUUCGACCGUGAUGGAAAUCUUUAUGUGUGUGACAGCACAAAUCAUCGCAUUCAACGAUUCAAACUACUUGAAAGUCCAUCAUGCAAAUCCGCAUCAACAGCUAAUUUUCCAAUGUUCAAAAUCAUCAUUCUCUUUUGUGUAUUAUCGAAGGAGAAGGUUAUCACACGAUUCACUUGUCGGACAGUAACUGAUAACUUAUCGGCAAAUUGGAUCUUUUUAUUAUCUGCAUUAGUCUUAAGAAUAUUAUGA
This is a messenger RNA of Adineta ricciae, 1146 nucleotides long. The record is from the annotation of a GenBank genome assembly. NCBI's taxonomy places the organism in Eukaryota, Metazoa, Rotifera, Eurotatoria, Adinetida, Adinetidae.